Ictalurus furcatus (blue catfish) is the source of this 4459-nucleotide messenger RNA. It is a transcript of the gene eeig1b, whose product is annotated as estrogen-induced osteoclastogenesis regulator 1b. The coding region runs from base 416 to 1588 and encodes 390 amino acids. The transcript is spliced from 13 exons. The record is from RefSeq and is a predicted model, not a curated record. Lineage: Eukaryota; Metazoa; Chordata; Actinopteri; Siluriformes; Ictaluridae.
AGGCUUGAUUCGAACGCGCAUACUAGCGCUCUAGUGAGUAUGUGUCGAUGACAAGCUGCCGUAACGGACCUCAAGUACUAUUUAGUACGGAAGUAGGCAGUGCGGUAUUGAACGUAGUCAGAGAUUGAACUUGAGUGGUGCUGCUUGCUUUGUCGCCUUUACACUCCGAGUGUGCUUCCCGAGAGUCAGGGAGUUUUGUAGACCUUGAACUGUGCUAAAGGAGAAGAAAAGCAGCACAGACUAUCCUUUCACUAACGUCCAGAGCUUUUGGACUUACUGUUGGAGAUGCUGAACCCAGUCCUAGGCGUCAAGAAGGAGGACUUCCAGGCGCCAGAUUAACCAAGCCAACCAUUAUCUACCUCUUUAUUUAAAUUCACCCACACCCAGCGGUUUCAAACUCCAGUUUACAAACACCAUGGCGUUUUUAAUGAGGAAGAAGAAGUUCAAGUUCCAGGUCCAUUUCACUCUGGAAGAGCUGACGGCUGUGCCGUUUGUCAACGGGAUGCUCUUCUGCAAAAUCCGACUUCUGGAUGGGGGAGAUUUUGUCAUAUCUUCAUCUAGGCAAGAGGUGCAGGAGAACUGUGUUUGCUGGCGAAAGAAGUUCUCCUUCGUGUGCAAGAUGAGCGCUAAUCCUACGACAGGGGUGCUGGACCCCUGCAUCUGCCGAGUGUCCGUGCGAAAGGAACUGAAGGGUGGAAAGUCUUUCUCAAAGCUGGGCUUUGCUGACCUCAACAUGGCGGAGUUUGCGGGUUCGGGCUCCACCGUGCGCUGCUGUAUCCUGGAGGGCUACGACACCAAGAACACUCGGCAGGACAACUCCAUUCUGAAGGUUACUAUUGGGAUGACUCUACUCUCCGGGGAUCCUUGCUUUAAAACGCCCCCAAGUACGGCUAAAACCACAGGCCUCGCUGGUCAGGACCCGUCUCUACAGCUGGACUGUAAGGGAGAGGGCACUGGCAACAACGCAACUCCACCCAUGGGCAUCAGCCCGAGAAUCAGCACCAGCCGCAUGCUCAAACCCAGAACCUCUAUGCAGGUUUCAGGUCUGCCAGAAGUGUUAGAUGAGAACCUCUCAAGCCCGGAAGAGGUGUUUCACACCGGCCACUCAAGGAAUUCCAGCUAUGCCAGCCAACAGAGCAAAGUUUCAGGCUACAGCACAGAGCACUCGGGCUCGUCCAGCCUGACAGACCUGAGCCAGCACCGGAGGAACGCGUCCACCAGCAGCAGCAAUGCCUCGGCGGGGACCACCACGGCUACUGAAGGCCCAGCAGAACCGGAUAAAGAGCCGGUGAAACCUGAGAAGCCUCCUCGCCCACCGAGGCCUACCUUACUCCCUAACCGAAUGUGUAGGAGAAAGAAGGACUCUGUGGAGAACCACCCCACCUGGGUGGAUGACACGCGCAUCGAUGCUGAUGACAUCGUGGAGAAGAUCGUCCAGAGUCAGGACUUUGCUGAUGUCAGCAACAAUGAGGAUAGCAAUUUGCAACUGUUUGUCAGUCGGGAUGGUACCACUGCUCUUAGCGGCAUCCAGCUGGGCAACAGGGUGUCAGCGGGUGUGUUUGAGCCUGUCGUGAUUGAGAGUCAUUAGUGGCCUCAGUCACACUCCUCCUGAAAUACAACAGAGGGCCAAAAUAAGUGAGGAUGAACAAGACCGACGGGAAGUCCAGUAUCGCACUAACAAGAUGUUUUGCUAUUUGCAGUCUUUUUAUUGUCUUCACUGAUCAGUUUAUUCACACACUAUGAUUAUAACACCGGAAAUCUUACAUUGUAUUAUACGCAAACGGUGGUGGGUGGUUUAUUAUUAUUAUUAUUAUUAGCCACAUAAUCAAAAAGAUGUGUUACUGACAGCCUGUUUGCAAGUAAACAAACUACUUGAAAUACCUGAAGUAGUCGAACACUGUGAAGAACUGUCUUUGGCCUAGGAAACAUCAUAUUUAUGGCCUAAAUGGCAGCCCUUAGGAUUUUUAAGUAGAAAUACGAUUCAUAUGUUCUUUAGCCUUUCAUUAUUUAAUGGUUCCGAUCUGUGUUUUUCUUCUACCAGAUUUGAUUUUCUGGACAUUUGUUUUGCCUGCGUUACAGACCACUAAAAUGUGUUCAGAGACUUAGCAAAAAUGAUCCUGCUUUACUUAACCACUACCGUUUCCCUGCAUUCGGAAUGAUCUUAGAGGAAAAUUCCUUUUUUUUCUUCUCCUUCUUCUUUUUUUUUUUUUUUUUUUUAAACUGCACGUUUAGCGGUGGUUUAAAAUAAUUUCUGUUGAUUGCACACUUUUUUAAAGUAAGAUAUAUUACUCUAAUUACCUACAGAAGGUUUCCACAGGGCAUAAAUCCCUUUAGUUUCAGAUGGUUUGAGGUGGAAAUGAGGUUCAUCACUAUUACAUCACUGAAUAUUUUAACAUACUUAUUGAUUAUUUAAACCUAAUAUAUGAUCUCUGAGAUGUGGCUUAAACAGUCACCUGAUUUAUGAGACACAUAUCUGGAUUAUAUACAUAACGUAUGUCUCUGCCAAAGUCAGCAUUUUUAUACACCAGUUUCUCCACAUUCCUGUAGUUUCAAAAGGGACAUGUUCAGAGAAUAACGUAAAAUCAGUUCCAGAGGUGCCGAAAUCUAAGGUUUAGCCAUGAUGUUUAAAUUUCUUGACUCAUUACUAACGCAAUACAGGAGACACCUGAAAACUGCAUCUUUCUGCUUUUUCAGAUAAACAAAGGCAUUCAGACCAAACAUGAAUAAAAUUCACCCAGCCAAAAAGCCAGUUCACUGAAGGGAAAAGACAUGGAACACAAGAGGCAUUUGUUGCUAGUAACGGUUACUUUAGCUUUGUGUUGACUUGAUCGGUGUGAAAUUUGACCUGUGAAUUCAUGAGCCUCAGACUUGUGAGCCAAUAGAAAGUAAGUGGGUGGGGCUGUUGUCUCUUUGUUUGCUUAAAAUUAUUAGUAGCUGUGUAUUAUUAUUAGCAGUCACAUUAGACUUAUGGUGUCGCACAUCUCGGGGAAAAAAUGUAGUCUCAUCCAUCAUCUAGGGUUUUUUGUGAUAAAAUUCUUUUCAAUUUCUUUAAACUGAAAUUGGAACCCAGGUGCAUGGGAAUGUUUAACCAUCUUGGGUUUAACUCGAUUCAUUGUUCUUGCUUGAUAGAUUAGUUCCAAGUUUACACACUGAACUUGUUAUAGAAAAACAUCAUAACCGACAUAGUAAAAGAACCAUUAGGAAUAAUAACUUUUGGCAAAUAUCCGUCGCUAAAACAGGUUUUUAUUUUAAAAGACAGAUUUUCUGGUUUUUAUGCCCUAUGGAAGCCGCCUUUAUGGGUGAUUUUUGUGCUAUAUUUUACUUGAAGAAAAUCAUCCAAAUUAUUUUGAAGCACUGCAGAGUAUGCAUAAAAUAUGAUUUUGCUAUUAGUUGGAGUUUUCAAACCAUAUGACACAAAGAUGAAUAGACACAGAGCGGUAUGGCUGGCCAUACCGAAACAUAUCAUAUUCAGGAUAACAAGCUUCUAGCCAUUCCUCCGUAGAUCACAGCCUUCUGACAUGUUUUUAAUCGUGUGUGUGUGUGCGUGCGUGCGUGCGUGCGUGCGUGUGCGUUUGGGGGUAUUAGAGGUUUCAUACUUGUGACUCAUUUGUUCUCCAGCUGGCCUGGGGAAUCCCACUACAAGUCAGAUAUCUUCAUAUCCAUACGCUCCACCCGAGCAUACACACUCAUCCCGCUCUUCUUCACUUGUUUGUUUGUGCUGCAGGAUUCGGCCGUGCAUACAAGUGUUAAUCAAGUGUUAGUAUUGUACUGCAGUGCAGUGCACCGAAUGUCCUCGUCGUCCUCGUAUGGAUUUUUGCUCCAUUUUUUUUUAAACACAGAAUGUGGCAGUAGUGCUGUAAGAAAAUGUGUUAAUCAUUGUGGAGCAUAAAACCCGUGAGCUUGUGUGCAGCAUAAAGGGAUGCGUGUGACUGGUUGAUGGAGGAUGGCCUGAAAAACUGGCUUUGUUUUGCAGGCUUAGAUCAGAGAAAAUGACUCACAAUCACGCCACUAAACUUGGCAACAGCCUGCGUGUCUCCCGCUGCACCUGGUGUGCAUCCAGAGACGGAGGAGCCCCCCCCCCCCACCCGCGUGUGUGUGUGUGUGCGUUUUAGUGUUUUAAAAGUCUGUGUAAUGUUUUGUUUUCAGUUUGAAUGAGCUAACCAUGAUGUUGGUCAUGGAAAAAAAUGGUCUCAGUUGACCUGAGAUGAUAUACAGAAUAGAAAACUUUGCACAAUUUAGUUCCCUUAUCUUUACAAAUAAAAGUGCAAUGUGGGCUUUAUUCAAUGAGGAGUUCAUGCUUUAAUACAUUAACAUGUUUCCUGUAGUUAAAUUUGACAAAUACAAGAUAUUUUUUGCAUUCAUGUAAGGAAUUCUACAUUAUAGAUAUUUUUUUUUCAUGGAAUGCUCUUAACAACUAACUAACAAGCUCUUUUAUUGUAUUAGAUAAAGAUUAAGUCCC